This is a messenger RNA of Aspergillus glaucus CBS 516.65, 1250 nucleotides long. Its product is annotated as amidohydrolase family protein. The record is from RefSeq and is a predicted model, not a curated record. Bases 228 to 1118 code for a protein of 296 amino acids. The transcript is spliced from 2 exons. Gene Ontology annotation, molecular function: carboxy-lyase activity; hydrolase activity. Gene Ontology annotation, biological process: secondary metabolic process. Lineage: Eukaryota; Fungi; Ascomycota; Eurotiomycetes; Eurotiales; Aspergillaceae. Gene Ontology annotation, cellular component: cytoplasm.
UGAGCUUCCGGGGAAGUUGACGGGUAGCCGAUCUUCUCGGUAAGAUCGGUUGGCUCGGUCCUGCACGGUAGUCUUGUUUUCCCCGUCUUGCUCCUAGCGGAAACAUUUAAGGCGAGACAUGCCUCCAAUUUUUGUAGCCUGCACUCGUUCCAUAACAAAAAAAAAACCAAAAUUUCCGCUUAACUUGCAACCGCCAUUUGUUCACUGAUACGAAAACUGUCGAAACUAUGACACCGAGGAAGUUUCAGGGCCCCAUUGUGGACGUCUGGGCGAACCUCCCUGGAUUGGGCGCUGCCAUUCCAGAGGUCGCGCGGCUCUUCGCAUACAGCCACUCCGACCCUGAGAUCGCUGAUAAAAAAAGGACUCCGGACGAGGUUAUUGCUCUUAUGGACGAGGCCGGUAUCACAUAUGCCUGCAUGUCUGCCUGGAGUCGCCCAGGCAAGAUGAUCUUUUCAAAUGAAGAGGUGGCACAGUACACCCGUGCUUACCCGAAUCGGAUUCUUGGCCUCGCUGCGGUCGAUCUUCACAAUCCUGUGGAGGCAGUUAAAGAACUGGAACACUAUGUCAAAGUUGAAGGAUUUGUGGGCUUACGAGUGGUUCCUUGGUUAUGGAAUCUACCUCCCACUGACGCUCACUACUGGCCCCUUUUUGUCAAAUGUAUCGAACUUGAUAUCCCUUUUCUCACCCAAGUUGGUCACACAGCGCCAGCUUGUCCGAGCGAGGUCGGCCGUCCAAUCCCAUACAUUGACACAAUUGCCCUCAAGUUUCCCGACCUCAAGAUCAUCAUGGGUCACAUCGGAUAUCCAUGGGCUGCUGAAACUGUUGCUGUGGCAUGGAAGCACAAGAACGUCUAUAUUGACACCAGCGCGUGGUCACCGAAAUACUAUGCACCGGAGUUCGUUCAUUUUGCCAAUACUACGGGUAGGGAGAAGGUGAUGUUUGGGACGAACUUUCCGCAGUUGGGUUGGAAGGCCUGCGUGGAUAGGGUCAAUGAGUAUCUUGUAGAUACAAAGGGAGGCUUCAGGGAGAAUUCUAUUAAGGACUUCAUGGGUGGCAAUGCUAUUCGAGUAUUGAAGCUGCCGCCAGUGAAUCUGGAUAAACCCAAGUCUAAUCUUUGAGGUUUCGGUAGCAAGUGUUUAACAAGAGUUUGGUGUACAUAGGACUGUGGUUAGGAUUAGUGAGUUAUUUAUUGCCUCCCUCUUAGCUUAGGCCUCCUCUUAUUGGCACUAAAAUAAAACAUGCUGUAGGGU